AUGGCCGACAAAUACAUCCCCGAGCACCGCCGCACGACGUUCAAGGCCAAGAGCGCGUUCAAGCCGGACGAACUCCGUCGUCGCCGUGAAGAGCAACAGGUCGAGAUCCGUCGAGCAAAGCGUGAAGAGAAUCUUGCCAAGCGCCGUGGUAUUUCAGGACGAGACCAGCCCGGUGCCUCACUGGGCGCUGCCCCCGACAGCGACGAUGAGGGCGGCAACAUCGAGAGCCAGCUGAACGAAGAGCUCCCCCAGAUGGUCAAGGGCGUCUUCUCGGAACAGAUCGAUGAGCAGAUCCAGGCCACAACCAAGUUCCGUAAGCUCCUCUCCAAGGAGCGCAACCCGCCCAUUGAGCGCGUUAUCGAGACGGGCGUAGUGAGCCGCUUUGUCGAGUUCCUUCGCUCGCCGCACACACUGGUACAAUUCGAGGCCGCCUGGGCCCUUACCAACAUCGCCUCUGGUUCGGCACAGCAGACACAGGUCGUCAUCGAGGCGGGCGCAGUGCCCAUCUUUGUCGAGCUGCUCAGCAGCCACGAGCCAGACGUGCGCGAGCAGGCUGUCUGGGCCCUAGGUAACAUUGCUGGAGAUAGCCCCGCAUGCCGCGACUUUGUGCUGCAGGCGGGUGCUCUCCGCCCGCUGCUUGCUCUGCUGGGUGACAGCCGCAAGCUGAGCAUGCUGCGCAAUGCCACAUGGACCCUCAGCAACUUCUGCCGUGGCAAGACCCCUCAACCCGACUGGCAAACUAUCCAGCCCGCUCUUCCCGUGCUUGCUAAGCUCGUCUACUCCCUUGACGACGAGGUCCUCAUCGACGCCUGCUGGGCCAUCUCAUAUCUGUCCGAUGGCUCCAACGACAAGAUCCAGGCCGUCAUCGAGGCUGGCAUCCCCCGCCGUCUUGUCGAGCUGCUGAUGCACGCCUCCACAUCGGUCCAGACACCCGCCCUGCGCUCGGUCGGUAACAUUGUCACUGGCGAUGACGUCCAGACCCAAGUCAUCAUCAACUGUGGCGCGCUCCCAGCCCUGCUGUCGCUCCUGAGCUCCACCAAGGAUGGUAUCCGUAAGGAGGCUUGCUGGACCAUCUCCAACAUCACCGCCGGCAACUCUACCCAGAUUCAGGCUGUCAUUGACGCCAACAUCAUUCCUCCCCUGAUCCAUCUCCUCCAGAACGGCGACUUCAAGACACGAAAGGAGGCAUGCUGGGCCAUUUCCAACGCCACAAGCGGUGGUCUGCAGAAGCCUGCCCAGAUCCGUUACCUCGUCCAGAGCGGCUGCAUCAAGCCCCUGUGUGACCUGCUCGCGUGCCCCGACAACAAAAUUAUCCAAGUCGCCCUUGACGGUCUAGAGAACAUUCUCAAGGUCGGAGAGAUGGACAAGGAGGCCGGCGAGGGUGGUGCUGGCGGCGAGCCCAUCAACCGCUACGCCCUCUUCAUUGAGGAGGUUGGUGGUAUGGAGAAGAUCCACGAGUGCCAGAACAAUGCCAACGAGGAGAUUUACAUGAAGGCGUACAACAUUAUCGAAAAGUACUUUUCCGACGAUGAGGGAGAGGCGGAGAACAUGGCCGAGGGCGGACCCCAGGUCAACCAGGAGGGUCACUUUGGCUUUGGAGCUGCUGGUCAGCAGCAACAACAAAACUUCAACUUUGCCAACGGAGGCGACUCAAUGGACAUGUAA
Messenger RNA from Bipolaris victoriae FI3, 1665 nucleotides. RefSeq lists its product as hypothetical. Gene Ontology annotation, biological process: NLS-bearing protein import into nucleus. Gene Ontology annotation, molecular function: nuclear import signal receptor activity; protein binding. Gene Ontology annotation, cellular component: cytoplasm; nucleus; nucleoplasm. The transcript has 3 exons. NCBI's taxonomy places the organism in Eukaryota, Fungi, Ascomycota, Dothideomycetes, Pleosporales, Pleosporaceae. The coding region runs from base 1 to 1665 and encodes 554 amino acids. The record is from RefSeq and is a predicted model, not a curated record.